AUGGCGGCUCCCAGGAGCGAACUUCUGAAUGAGCAAAACUUCGAAAAGCAGAUCCCUGUGGCGAUCGAGCCCAAGGAUACUUCACUCCAUGGCCUGACUCAAAAUCAGGCGCCGAGGCAGGGUGUCAUGGUGCCUAUUGUGGACGAAGUAAAGGUCCUAAGAAAGAUGGACAUUCGCAUCAUUCCGAUUCUCGCGGUCUUGUUUCUCCUCUCGUACUUGGACCGGAGCAAUAUUGGCAAUGCUAAGAUCCAGGGAAUGACUGAAGAUCUAAAGAUAACGAGUGAACAGUUCAACCUCUGCCUGACCGUGUUCUACUUCACUUAUGCUGCGGUCGAGAUUCCAUCCAACAUAUUGCUUAAAAAACUAAAGCCAUCAGUCUGGUUCGCAUCGAUCAUGAUAGCGUGGGGUUCAGUGACUACCUUGAUUGGUGUUGUCCAGAACUACCAUGGCUUGUUGAUUGCUCGUAUUUUUUUGGGAAUAACUGAAGGAGGGAUGUAUCCAGGCAUCGUAUAUUAUGUCACACAGUUUUAUUCCCGGAGGGACGCACAGUUUCGUCAGGCACUCUGUUUCUCCUCUGUAGCUCUAGCCGGGGCAUUCUCCGGGUUACUAGCUUACGCUAUUGGGAAAAUGGACGGCGUCGGAGGUCUAGCGGGCUGGCGUUGGAUCUUUAUUCUCGAGGGGAUUCUGACAGUCGUCGUUGCAUGUUGUGCUUACUUCUGGAUUAUUGACAGCCCAGAGGCGGCAGGAUUCCUAACUAAAGAAGAACGAGAAUGGGUUAUCAGUCGCACCGUUUUCAAGCCCAUAAAUGCAGAAGGCCAGGCCAUCGAACAGGAUGACGAAUUUCAGUGGAAGUACGUCAAGGAUGCUUUGACGGACUGGCAAGUUCUCACUGCCAUGUUCAUGAACAUGGGUCUCCUUGUACCUCUAUAUGGAAUUUCUGUCUUCCUGCCUACCAUCAUCAGAGACCUGGGUUAUCGCUCAACCACAGCGCAGCUCAUGACUGUCCCUGUUUAUGGCCUGUCCACGGUAUUGUCUCUUGGGGCCGCCUGGAUCGUGGAUCGCAAGGAGCAACGAUCUCCUUUCCUUAUUGGCCUGAUCCUGUGCACCAUGGCUGGAUAUGUCAUAACCAUAGCGGGCGCGGCCAAGGGAAUUGCAGGAGUAACUUAUGCCGGCGUCUUCGUCGUGGUCAGUGGUAUCUACACCGCGUUCCCUGGCAACAUUGCUUGGAUCAGCAACAACGUCGCUGGAAACUACAAGAGAGCUUGUGCAAUGGCUAUACAUGUCGGAUUCGGCAACAUGGGGGGAGCAAUGUCAUCCAACUUCUAUCGCGCUCGAGAUAGUCCCAAGUUCCUGUUGGGCCACGCUCUUUCAUUUGGCUUUCUCGGCGUUGCAAUGAUGGCAGUUCUGGCUUUGAGAUUGGGCUACCAACGUGUUAAUAAGCAGAGAGAAACUCAAACUUUGGAUGGAUACAGCGACUUGGAGCUCAGCCGAAUGGGUGAUAAGGCACCAAACUUCAAAUACAGCCUCUGA
Molecule: messenger RNA, 1530 nt
Organism: Exophiala aquamarina CBS 119918
Lineage: Eukaryota; Fungi; Ascomycota; Eurotiomycetes; Chaetothyriales; Herpotrichiellaceae
Exons: 8
Coding region: 1-1530 (509 amino acids)
Biological process (GO): transmembrane transport
Cellular component (GO): membrane
Molecular function (GO): transmembrane transporter activity
Source: RefSeq, a predicted model, not a curated record